AUGGCUGAGGCAACUCGAUUCAAAGAUCUACAGGAAGCACAAAAGAAAUUAGAUCAAUAUGUUCAAACAGAAAGCAUGAAGCGUGCAGCUGCUGAGGAGCGAAUACAGGAACAUAUCACAUUUAUUGAUCAGAAAAUGCAGGGAAUUGACACAAAAUAUGAUCAUCUUACUGGGGUGUUGGCUGAAAUCCAGCUGCAACUGCUGAAUCUGGACAAGGGAAAAUCUUACCGAGAAGAUGAGUCUAUUUUAGGAGAUCCACCAUCGGGAUUUCAAAUUGGAGGUAAUCAUUCAAAAAAUUCAAGCUACACCUCUAAAUUUAAGAUAGACUACCCACAAUCUGGUAUGGGAAAUUCUUUUCAUAAGGUUGAUUUUCCUAGAUUUAAUGGAACUAAUCCUCGGGCAUGGAUCAUCAAAUGCAAUAGUUAUUUUAAGUUAACUGCUGCUAUGACUGAUGAGCAUAAGGUACAAUUGGCUAUCCAUAAUUUUGAGGGGAAGGCUUUGCAAUGGUUUCAGAAUUUUGGGUAUGAAAGUGUGUUAGAUGUGAGUUGGGAUCAGUUCCUCCAAGUGGUGGCAGCUAGAUUUGAAGAUAUUAAUGAGAGUAAAAUCAUUAUGGAAUUCAAGAAUCUGAAGCAAAGUGGGUCCUAUGUCAGCUAUGUGGAGAAAUUUGAAGAACUAAGGGCAUGUUUAUUAUUAAGCAGCCGUAUUAAGUAUUCUGAAGAAUAUUUUGUCGCUAAUUUUGUCAGUGGAUUAUCGGAGGAACUGCAGAACUUCAUGAUGUUGUUCAAGCCUGGAACACUACAAGAGGCCAUUGAAAUUGGGCAAAGGCAGAUCUCAACCUUGGAGGCUAUAGCAAGGCGGGUAAAACCUACUUCUAAUAGGCCAUUUUCUAGCGCUGGACCUAUUUCUAAAAGGCCAGGAGAAGAUGCUGCUACUACUAAAUCAUUUACCCAAAAUAAUUUGAAGCCACCUAUCAAGUUACUAACUAGUGCUGAGAGAGCAGCUAGACGGGAGAAGGGCUUAUGCUUUAAUUGUGAUGAGCCUUAUGUCUAUGGUCACAAGUGCAAGCACAGGGUGUUUUUUAUGACAAUGACUGAGGAACAAGAGAUGGAAUAUAGUCAAUAUGAAGGCAUUGAAGGUGAAACUUUAAUUGCUGACCCUAUUACAGAACCGAUGGAGGAAAUUCAGUUGUCCCUACAUUCCUUAAUGGGAGAGAUAGGUCUCACCACUAUGAAGGUGGUAGGUGAGGUGGAAGAGCAUAAAUUACACAUACUAGUGGAUACUGGCAGUACCCUCAGCUUCUUGCAAGAGAGCACAGCCAAGAAGUUAGGGUGUAAGAUGGAAGAAGUGAAGCCUAUUAUGGUACGAGUAGCUAAUGGCCAGAAAUUAAUUAGCACUCGCCAGGCUACUAAUUUCACUUGGGGUGUACAAGGGCACCAAUUCAUAUAUUCUCCCAGGGUUCUAGCAAGUGAAGGGUAUGACCUAAUUCUAGGGGGUGAUUGGCUAAAAUAUUGUACUCCUAUUGAAUUGGACUACAACAAGAUGACUUUCACAGUAAAUUGGAAUGGUAAAAAAGUAAAGUUACAGGCUGCUACUAACAGUGUCGACUGCCAUCUUCUCAGUGAGGUGCAACUCUAUACCCUAUUUUCCAAAGACGUCACAGAAGUGGAAGAAGCAUACCUUUUGAUACCUCCUGUGCCAGGUAGCAAUGCACCAGAAGUCCUUACUCCUCUUUUGGAAGAAUUUGCUGAUGUUUUUGCUGAUCCCCAAGGCCUGCCUCCUGCACGAGGGAUAGAACAUCAGAUCAAGCUUUAA
Messenger RNA from Salvia miltiorrhiza (redroot sage), 1812 nucleotides. RefSeq lists its product as uncharacterized. Bases 1 to 1812 code for a protein of 603 amino acids. Gene Ontology annotation, molecular function: aspartic-type endopeptidase activity. NCBI's taxonomy places the organism in Eukaryota, Viridiplantae, Streptophyta, Magnoliopsida, Lamiales, Lamiaceae. Gene Ontology annotation, biological process: proteolysis. The record is from RefSeq and is a predicted model, not a curated record. The transcript has a single exon.